Molecule: messenger RNA, 1491 nt
Organism: Scutellospora calospora
Lineage: Eukaryota; Fungi; Glomeromycota; Glomeromycetes; Diversisporales; Gigasporaceae
Source: the annotation of a GenBank genome assembly
AUGGGUCAAAAUAAAUCUCGAUAUAGUGGUUUUAAAAAAAGACGUUUAUCUAGUAAAGCUAAAGUUGAUGAGAAACAAGUUAAAUUUAAUGGUUUCAUUGUUAACCCUGAUGAAUAUGUAUGGAAAAGUUGCACCUACACUGACGAACAAGUGGGAAGCUCUGACUUGAAUGAAGAAGCUCUUAAAAAAUAUUCGAUUAAGUUUAAUGCUGAUCCAAAGAAUAAAUUGGCAUUAAAUGCCAUUUGUAAUGAUGAUAUGAAUAAAGUUUUGUUGAAUCGAGAAGCCACUAUUAACGAUAUUCAUGUCUUUUCUGAGAAAAUUCAAUUGGAGGGUAAAGCUACUAAUCAAAAAUCUUCUGGACGUUGCUGGCUAUUUGCCGCUACCAAUGUAUUACGUUUAUCAAUUAUGAAAAAAUUCAAAUUGGAAGAUUUUGAAUUAUCUCAAUCUUAUUUGUUCUUUUAUGAUAAGCUUGAAAAGGCGAAUUAUUUCCUCGAGAAUAUGAUCGAGCUCGCAGACCAGGAUGUUGAAUCACGUCUAGUUCAAUAUUUGAUUAGUGCUCCGGUUAACGAUGGUGGUCAAUGGGACAUGGUAAUUAACUUGUUGGAAAAAUAUGGUGUGGUUCCAAAAAGUGUAUUCCCUGAAAGUUAUAAUUCAUCUAAUUCAGCAAAACUUAAUUGGAUUGUCACAACUAAACUUCGAGAAUUCGCUCAUCAAUUACGAGAAAUGUAUGCUUCUGGAAAAAGCAUUGAAAUGUUACGACAUAUCAAAGCUCAAAUGAUGGAAGAGAUUUAUCGUAUUAUUUCAAUUUCUCUUGGUGAACCUCCUAAAGUGUUUGAUUGGACUUUUAGAGAUAAAGAUGGAAAAUAUCGUGAAUUCCUUGAAUUGACUCCGAAAAGGUUUUACAAAGAAUUCAUCAAUUAUAAGGCAACUGAGACAAUUUCCCUCGUGAAUGACCCUCGUAAUCCUUACUUACGUCUUUAUACGAUAGAAUUCCUUGGUAACAUCCAAGGUGGCUUACCGAUUCGUUACGUAAACAUUCCGAUUGAAACAAUGAAAGAUUUAACUAUCAAAGCUUUACGAUCUGGAAAACCAGUUUGGUUUGGUUCCGAUGUUGGAAAGGCUAGUGAUUCUUCAUUAGGAAUUCUAGACAAUAAACUUAUUAAUUACGAAUUAGGUUUCAAUAUUAAAUUUGCCUUUACAAAAGCACAAAGAUUACAGUAUGCUCAAAGUUUAAUGACACAUGCUAUGGUUUUUACUGGUGUUCAUCUUGAAAAUGACAAGCCUAUUCGUUGGCGUGUUGAAAACAGUUGGGGAAAUGACCGAGGAGAGAAUGGAUAUUUCGUGAUGGCGGAUGGAUGGUUUGAUGAUUGGGUUUAUCAAGUUGUGUUAGAGCAAAAAGACGUGCCUAAUGAAUAUGUCGAAAUCUUGAAUCAAACACCAAAAGUUUUGCCUGCUUGGGAUCCAAUGGGUUCCCUAGCUACUGAACUUUAA